This is a messenger RNA of Neomonachus schauinslandi (Hawaiian monk seal), 195 nucleotides long. Its product is annotated as translation machinery-associated protein 7-like. Lineage: Eukaryota; Metazoa; Chordata; Mammalia; Carnivora; Phocidae. The record is from RefSeq and is a predicted model, not a curated record. The coding region runs from base 1 to 195 and encodes 64 amino acids. The transcript has a single exon.
AUGUCUGGCCGCGAAGGUGGCAAGAAGAAGUCCCUGAAGCAGCCCAAGAAGCAGGCCAAGGAGAUGGACGAGGAAGAUAAGGCAUUCAAGCAGAAACAGAAAGAGGAGCAGAAGAAACUCGAGGAGCUAAAAACGAAGGCCGCAGGGAAGGGCCCCCUGGCCACAGGCGGAAUUAAGAAAUCUGGCAAAAAGUAA